This is a messenger RNA of Linum trigynum, 684 nucleotides long. Lineage: Eukaryota; Viridiplantae; Streptophyta; Magnoliopsida; Malpighiales; Linaceae. The record is from the annotation of a GenBank genome assembly.
ACCUACUAAGAUGCGGAAUGAGUUGGUCAAUAGGUCUGUUGUCGAGCCAAGAGGAGUCAUAGAUAAAUGUCUUGGUAAAAUAUGCUCAUUUUGGCUACUCUUGUGGACUUCGUUGUUCUCGACAAGAAAGGAUGUGAUACAACGAUUAUCCUAGGUCGGCCAUUCUCAGCCACGACAAGGACUAUCAUUGAUGUGAGUGGGAACAAGAUCAACUUAAGGUUUGGAGAGGAGGAGAUAAGCUAUAAGAUCACUCCAAUCCCCAAUUUGCACAAAUACUUCAAAUGGGAAGAUGUCAAGAUGGAUUGUGAGUCGGUCACACCUCCUACCACACCGCCUUCAAGGCCCGAGAUAGAAUGGUUCAAUAUGGUCGCUCAUACUGACCCCAUGAUAGUAGAGAUGAAGGGGUGAGUGAUUCUUGCAAGUAGGGGUGGAAAUCGGUACGGUAUCGGUAUCCCAAUACCAAAUACCAAAUUCCAAAUACCAAAUUCCAAUCCCAUUCCCAAAAUAAUUUAUGUAUCCCAAUCCCAAUCCGUAAAUAUUUCGGUAUCCCAAUCGGUACUUCGGUAUCCUAAUCGCUAUUAUCAAAUACAAAAUUAAUUACCUUUGUAAUUAAUAAAUAAACAUAUAAAUUAGAUUUUAUUGUUUAAUUUAGGGGGAAAAGAUUAAGAAAAGUGUCUUGAAUUA